Molecule: messenger RNA, 12966 nt
Organism: Varroa destructor (honeybee mite)
Lineage: Eukaryota; Metazoa; Arthropoda; Arachnida; Mesostigmata; Varroidae
Gene: stj
Product: voltage-dependent calcium channel subunit straightjacket
Cellular component (GO): voltage-gated calcium channel complex
Molecular function (GO): voltage-gated calcium channel activity
Source: RefSeq, a predicted model, not a curated record
UCGCCGGUGGAAGAUAAGUUGCCUGCAGGAUAGGCUCACUUGGGCUGCACUAGGUAACAAUGGUGGGGGGCAUGUUGUGCCCUCAUCAUUCUUUCGAUGUGGGUGCGCGCGUGUGCAUGCAUAUGUGAGUUUGCCUGCGUGCAGGCUGACUGAAUGUGUGUGUACUACGUUCCCGAUGAGCUUGCCGUUGUACAGUCGUACUGCUGGUGCGGUUCUGUGAAGACAUUGUACCCCUGCCAUCAUAACUAAGUCUGUCUGUUUUGGCGGUGUGCCUAUACAACAACACCACCAUCUUCAUCAGCAGCAGCAGCAGCGCGGCGACGAGCAACGCCAGCAGCGUCCGACUCGCCUGUCGGCUAUGUGUUAAAAGCUGUGGCAACGCUUCUGUCGCGGCUGACACGGCCGCUGCCGCGUAGGUCAGGGCGCCCUCUGUCCUCGUUCCCGCCUUUUGCAGGCCAGAGUGCUGCUGCUGCCGCCGCCGCUGCCGCUGUUCCUAUCCUGCUGCUAUGGCCUGUUUGCCCGGCUGGCUGCGUUGAGCCGUUGGUUGUUGAUAACUUUGAGCUGUCUGCUGCUGUUGGCCGCGAACAAAAGCGCGCGCACUCUAAGAGAACGACGACAGUAGCGGCUGCUGCUGCGAGAAUCUCGAGACACCACACGGCCGAGACGCACGAACGGUCGGUCGGUCGGUCGGUCGGUCGGUCGGUCGGUGCUGGUACAGAGGCAAGUCGGACCGAUCCGAACAGAACGCCCGAUGGUGGCUUCGAGUGCGGUAGUUAACGCCUGAAACAGAGCUGGCGAGCCGUGGUGGCCUGUAAAAGGUGCUAGUGCGAAAAAACCUGCGGCAAGGCUCCUACGGGCGCCAGCGUGCUGCUGCUGGCGGCGGGGCCGUUGAUCAUAGAACGACAGUGUGACGACUGGCCUACUUAUGCUAAUAGGAGUCCUUAGAAAGCACAGCAGUGACGUUUGCCGGUUCUGUCCUAUUGCAAUAUUACUCUACUAUUACACACUGCUGAUGUGUGUACCGCAAACCAGCCAUGCGACUAACGUGAUUGUCUAUGCGACUUACAGGCUAAGAGAAAAGCUGAGAAAUCGUAACCAGAGAGGUUUUUUGAGCCGCUUGACAACAGGAGAGAGUAGCAAUAGACGAACAAUUCAAAAACGAAGUGAACUUGGCGACGGGUAGGCAAAAAAGUAAAAGUCGUUGCCCACUUGGUGGAACACACGAUCUUACCGAACAGUACCGUUUAUUUAUUUAUUUUGGGAACUCCCUCUUGGAAAACUAAUCUAUUUAGCCAGUCAGCGGACCAGCGGCAGCCGGUGCGGUAGGGGCCCUCGACAACUCGGCCCAGGCUACAAUAAACAACAAAAAUAUCGACAACUACGAGCGGGUUUAACCGCGACCGAUGUACUAGAGGCAACGACUCCUCGUAGAAACUGUGCCUAGUAUCGAACGAAAGAGUACCUCUCCACGAGAACCAGCUCAACAACGAUCGAGAACCAUAUUGCAACGAGACUACUACACCUGUAACCGGUUGCUGCAGCUGAUACGUCCUGGAGAGGAAACCGCGCAGUGAAAAAUUGUUAUCCGGAGAUAACGGGGUAUAAGCAGGAGCUAUCGACGCAGUCCACACGCUGUACAGGUGCGGUUCAUUGUUUCCCUACUACGAGACCAAUUUCAGCAACAGAAACGCUCAAGUGUCCCGCGUGGAGUGAUCAUCUUUUCAACAAAUAGCGUUACCAGUGGCAAUAGUCAUCCUUGUAGCUUCGUUCAUGCGAGAAGCAAGCGCAUAUAGUGCAUCGUCUGACGGUUAAAGGGUCGCUAGACUUGAAAGUCACUUUGUUAUACGAACGUAUGAAAGUGUUCAUUAAUAAAGAAAAACACGACAGCAGUGGCAAUAAACGUGUCGCAAGCAGUAAAGCAGCGGACGAUUUCUGUCGUCAUUUCUAUUGUUGAUGAUUCAGUCAUCCCGCCGUCGAUCGCCGUCGUCUAGCGUUUUCCCGUUAUGAUAAUUCGAGCAAGCCACCGGCUACCAACAAUGUAAAAUAGCCAUCGAUGCAAUACUGUCACUAUUAACGUUAGUGCAAUGAUCAUGUGAGCAGUCGCGCGCCGUGCGCUUCACAGCUUAUAGUGGAACUUGAUCAUCAGUUUUCAACUAUUUAAGUUUUGUGCAGAGACCAUUUUCUCAAGCGACUAACGUAACUCAGAUCACUUCUGUGACAAUUAGCGUUUUUCAGUCGUCCUGCUCGUUCCGUAGAGUAGUUCAACCUAAUCUUCUUCAUUAUUGCCGUUCACCCGUCCACUCCAGGUUCCCGCCAUAAGUUAAAGGCUAUCGACAACAUAAAAAGGUCGAAUACUUUAGACGUGGAGGAACGCCGCCGAUUGUUGUUAAGUAAUAAAGGACCAGUCAACCAGAAGGUAUCAGCUCUGAUCAGUAAAUUUCACCUUUUCUUGGUUCAAAAUCAAAUCGGUAGCCGAAAGUUAGCUCUGGUAUGUCGAUAUCAGGGUGGCCCAGCUUUCGGUGUUGAUGUAAGAACGCGAAGCUGGUUUAGGGAAAAGUAGCAAACAAACGUUUCUGUGGAAAAAGGAAGAGAUUAGUAUAUUGAAGGAAAGCCGAGACUGCUCGAAAAAGCAAAAAUAGACAAAGACAGUUUUUGUUUGUUUUUUUACUUCCUUUUACUUCCAAUUGCUCAUGUAUCUCGCACAGCGAGUACCGAAGAAGCGGGGAGGGGGGUUACAGCUUGGAGUUGCAACGGCGAAGCAGUCGCACAAAAAAUCCUGCUACAGGGGUAAACAAAGCAAGGAGGAAAACUAAAUUGCGAAAUAAUUGUUUCUGUCAUCCUCCGACGGCGAGAUCAACCGUUCAGCGAUAACAGGAUCUAAAUCCAGUGCUGUCCUCCUCUCGGGUUAUUGGCUAAGUCGCAGCUUAUUCAGCGCCAGGAAAAUGGUCUGGGUUUGUUGCAUCAACUCUAUUUCGCUAUGAAGUCAGCCUGAUCGACAACGGUGCUAAACCACACGCAACGCGACUGCUCCUGGUCGCCAGACGAUGAUAGCCAGUAGAUGACUAAUUAAGAAAGUAGAUCAGAGAUCGGAGUCAAGAUUAAGUAUGAGAUUAAGCCGUUCAGCAGAAUAUCUUCAUUUCAUUUCAUUUGUAUGCCAGUUAUAAACUAAACACAGCAUACAACUAUUAGAGAGGCCAAGAAAACUAAAGAAGAAAGAAGUUGGUAACUUGGAACAGAACCGAAGAACCACAACCAAAGUCCAGAAAGGACUGAAGUUAGAUAACGAAAAUUCGAAUUCUACUUGCGGUUGCUACCGAUUGCGUUGUUUCCAUGUAGAACAAGUAUCUGUUCCCGCCCCUCCUUCCCACGUUUAACUUUCUGUACGUCAUGAAAUCAAUGCGCCAACACUGAACAACGUCAACUAAGCAUUGAAUGUCUUUGUCUAUGAGAUCGUACCAUCAUCAGCCCGGCUACAGUACGUGAUUCGUUUACCUGUACAUAAGUCAAGUUCAGAGAUGGUAGCCUAUGAUGUGGUGCUUUCGGCUUAACGUUUGCCAGAUUUGUUAUUCAGAAAUUCUCAGAAAGCAGUAGAGUGCUUCGGACGGAGUGGAUCUUCGUAACACGUACGUCAUCGUAGUUUUCUAGGAGUUACUUGUGCGUCCGUAGUGCCAGUUCUGCGUGCGUACGCAGCAGAACUUGAAAUCAUCGCCGUUGUCACCUAACGGUGUUAAGCGUUCGUUGUACCAUUUCGCAGACGCGGCAUUGUUCACUGCGCAUUUCUUGUACGAACUAGCAUUACCAUAGUUAUUAUCGUGACUUAGUACCGUGCUCAGUACUUAGUUAGUACCGUGCUUACGAUUAGAUACCGUAGCUCGCCUGUAGCCUACCCACAGAGCAGACUCCGCUACGCUGUCAUUUUCGUCGGUAGCAACAACUGCACGAGUGCAGUUGAAACAGCAGGAGACGCUAUAGAGACGUCCGGCGACGAUGAAAAUUCGGCGGAUGUCGCUACUAGAGGCUCGAGGCUCAGGCCCCCCCCUUAAAGCACACGACGACGAGAGGAGCGAUCGUUCACUACUCGAGAGCGAACAGAUCGGCGUCAACAUCAGCGGUUCAAACGUGCGACGCCGGCCGCGCGCCCGACCCCACCUUGGCUAUGGGGGCCGGAAAAGAAAGGCAGCUGCGGGGCCGAGCCUGAUCCUAUUAAAAGGAAGAAAUAACCAGUACAGCCGAUCCCAGCAGCGAUGUAAUGCGAAUCGUUGUAGCCCCCAAAAGUUUCCUCAGUUGUCCUCGGUGUCUGUACUCAUGCCGUCGAUCAUAUCGAUAUCAAGAUCAGUGCCCAACUCCACGGCAGCAUCGCUAUCUUCGUUAGCCACAAAACAGAAAAUAAAUCAAACAAAUACUGCAGAUACAUUAACAAGUUCUGCAAGCAGCAUCACUCCUACUGAAAUUGCGAAAACAAAUACGUGCUGUGAUCAUCGUACUAACAAUACCUCAGACUCAUUGACGAUGCGAGCGCCACGACCGAAUAAUAGUCGAAGAUUAAGGUGUCGUCCAUCACAAAAAUGUCCGCCGUCACUGCAACCACGACCACGGAAACCACUACGAUUGUCGCCGUUACCACAUCUACUCUUCUGCGCAAUGUUGUUUGUGGGAUCAACUCAACUCGAGCGGGCCCAUGCCAAGGAUCAGGACCUCAUUGGACAUCAAAUAAAAAGCUGGGCAGUGCGUUUUGCUAAAGACCUAAAAGUCGCAAAUGAAGUAGCAUCGAAUUACAGCGCAAUUAAAACUUCAUUCAGUAACGAGCUGUUCAAGGUGUCGAAUAAAGGGAACACCCUCUUCGAGGACAUCACGCGGUCGCUAGCCAACCUCGUCCGCAAGAAACAAGAAUCCGUGGAACAUCUCUAUCGUGAAACCGAAAAGCUCGUGGAGACCUCACGUUAUGACAGCAGUCCGUUCGACCUAGUCAACGCCAAACGCCUUGUCCCCCGUCCCGAAAAUGAUAAAUACCCUCAUCCGGACGGCUGUACGGACGACUUUGGAGUGCUUCGUAAAGAUGAGGAAGGCAUUCCGCUUCUAGGGUGCGUGGAGAAGCGUCUCGAUCUUAACUACUCGUCCUACUUUGAGCAGGAGGUCAGCUUCGACAAGAGUGCCAUCCAUGUCGCUACAAAUAUCUACACUAGAGCUGAGCAUGUCAUGCACGCAAUACGGAUGUCAUCAGAAUUGGACAACCGCUUCCGGGCCAAUAGAGGGUCCGACCCUUACCUUUCAUUCCAGUUCUUUUGUAGUCAUACCGGAUUCCUUAGGCUGUAUCCUGCGGUCCAAUGGCCGGACAUGGAGCCCGACAUGUAUGAAUGCCGUAGUCGAUCGUGGUACGUCCAGGCGGCGGCCUCGGCCAAGGAUAUUGUUAUCCUGCUUGACGUCAGCGGCUCCAUGACCGGACUGCGGAAAGAGAUUGCCAGGAACGUCGUUAUUAACAUCCUCGAGACGCUAACGGACAACGACUUCGUCCAGGUGCUAACGUUUAAGAAUGACUGUCUUCCUUUAGUACCGUGUUUUGACAUGCCCGUGCAGGCCAACCAGCGCAAUAUUCGCGAGUUCAAAGAGUAUCUCAAUAAACUUGACACGCAGAACAUAGCCAACUUCUCCUCCGCACUUACGGAAGCAUUCGAAUUGCUUCAAAGGUUCAAUAGGUCAAAAGGCGGAUCGCAGUGUAAUCAAGCGAUCAUGCUCAUAACCGAUGGCGCCCCCAGCAACUACCAGGACAUCUUCUUCCGCUAUAACUAUCCGAACAUACCCGUGCGAGUCUUCACAUACCUUAUCGGGAGGGAGGUCACCGAUACUAGAGAGGUCAACUGGAUGGCAUGCAGUAAUAGAGGCUAUUAUACCCAUGUUACAACGUUAGCAGAAGUCAGGGAACAAGUUCUUAAGUACAUACCCGUCAUGAGUAGGCCUAUAGUUUUAGCAAGAAAGCAUCCCGUCAUCUGGACCGCGGCCUAUCCAACGGUCACCGAAAUAUUACUAACCGAUAACUUGUGGGAGGAGCGCGAAAGGGCGAGGUUCAAGGCUGAGGGAUUGAGGAACCUCCGCAGGCGGAUGCAGAGGGACAGCCACGUUAGAGACCAAAACAACACCGAAUAUUACUACGAUACUGAUGAUUACGAAGAUGAAGAUGAGGAUUACGACAAUAAAACACAACCGUUAAAGUCGGCAGAACGUUCACAACGUCGACGGAAACGCAGUCCCGAAGAGGGUCCUUCCGGUGCUGGAGGCGGCGCUAAAUCUCUCCGAGCAAAUGCGCCUAUCCGCGGGGAUGUUAGCUAUAUCUCACUCUCGGACCAACUGGCGCUUCGACCGGAGAACAGGGACUACCCCGAAACGAAGAAACGGAAGCCCCUUAUGCUCACCACCGUAGCCAUACCCGUCUUCAACAUCUCGAAGGGCGAAAAUGAUACGAAUGCUACAUCACACCUCCUCGGAGUCGUCGGAGUGGACGUGCCUGUGCGCGAGUUGGAGCGGCUAGCGAGCCCCUUCCAGCUGGGCGUCAAUGCGUAUCCACUCAUUCUGAAUAAAAAUGGACACCUCAUCUCACAUCCUGACCUCAGACCGAUGUUCCAGGAUUUUGUAAAGCCUUUCCAUAGCAACGUGGAUCUGCUCGAAGUAGAACUCCUGGAUAGUCAGCUGAGUGCUCGGGACUUUUCGCAGACCUUCAAGGAUCUGCGUAAAAAUAUGAUUGAUGGGCGACGGGGCUGGACUGAGCCCCAUAAUGUGCGCGUCCACAUGGAUGGAAUGAAGCGAGUGGCCGUGCGCAAACAGCGUUACUACUACGGGCCCGUUGGAAACUCGGUGUUCGCGCUGGCCAUCGCUCUUCCACAGCCUUAUGGCUCCUAUGGAGUGGAAGCACAGUUCGAACUCAGCAACCCCGCCAAUCUAAAAAUCGAUGUAUAUAAGCAAUUUUUCGAGGGAACGGACUGGCACGUGCAUCCGAAUUGGACGUAUUGCGAGGACGACAAUGCCGAGCGGGGCUGGCAUAACAUCGAAAAAAGGGGUAUUGACAGAGUUCAGCGAAACGCCAUUGCAUCUUUACUGAAGGCGUGGCGUACUGAGCGAAACCCCAAGUUCAGUCCUGAGCCCAAUCGGCCCAACAAGAUGCACCAGUUUAAAACCUGGACGUGCGACCUCGACUUAUUACAAAGUUUGAUCCAUGAUGCGACCCGGACGGCGCCGCACAUUCUGGAGCAGGUCAAGAGUCAACACCCCCCCGCGAGUACUAAAAGUCGCGCGAGUGGCAUGUACAAUCCGCUUCACACUUUACUCCAGCUGCUUCCCAGGGACGUCUUGACUCAAAGCAACGGAAUUAUCUCGGCCUUUGUCGCCACGCGGAGUGGACUCCUCCGGGUGCAAACGUUCCUCGAUCAGAACAUCUCCGAGUCUGAAAAAUUCUACAAUAAAUAUCCUCGAUCAAUAGACGAACUAUUCUACAAACGAGCCGUGGACUUCUAUUAUCAUUCAAAUGCAUCCAAGGAGGCUUUUGUCUACUCUGUGCCAUUUGACGCUGGAGAAAGUCUGCAAGCAGAAGGCACGCCUAUCGUGAUGACAGCGACACGUGUCGUGAUGUUGGGUAACUCGGAGAACGCAACCGCUCCGGUAGCCGUCGUGGGCGUACAGAUCGACCAUCAAAUCUUUACGGAAAAAUUCUUCAAUUCCACUUUGACCGCUUGCGAUCAGGUUGCAUCAAAAGAUUGCAAAUUCAAAUGCAACAGUGAAGCUAGCGGGUUCGACUGUUAUCUUCUUGAUUCAAAUGGUUUUAUCAUCUCCACUGCCAACUCUUCAGAUGUCCUUUUGGUUGGGAAAUUCUUCGGGGAAGUCGACGCGGCGGUGUUCAAUCAGCUGAUCAAGUAUAACAUCUUUAAGAAAGUUACUAUUUAUGACUAUCAAGCGGUGUGCUUCGACAAGAAGCCAGGCCAAGCUUCAGCCUCUCGUCUGCUUAAUCCAUUUAAAAGCGUUCUUAACGGCCUCAUGUUCCUGCUUAACACCUUCGUAACCAACAUCGUUAAGAUGGCCGCCAUCGCUAUCGACACGGAAUGGUGGUUCCAUGAGCCCCUACGGGCAUUCGGAUACGAUAACGACGCGGUCGCGGGCGACGACGGGGACAAUCCCCAUCCUGGUAUGUCGUUCACUCAAGUGCGGCCCUGUGAUAGAGAAAUCGACCUCUACAUCAUGGCCAAUUUAGGCGAGAAUCCAACGUUCGGCAAUGUGCACCAGUGUAACGUGGCUUGCAACCAUACCUUCAUCGUCCAACCGGUCUAUGACAGUAAUAUGUUGAUGGUUGCUAUACCCCACGCGUGUCAACACUGUGAACGUGAACGGCUCCGUCUUGAGCCCCAUGAAGCGUUGCUGCCUGAAUCCAAUGUAACAACAGCCUGCGUAAAGACACCGCUGCACAGGCAGAGGCCAGACACGUGCUAUAACUACCAUGCGGCCCCCGACCGGCGUUUCCGCACCAAUGAGCCUAUCUGUGAAGAGGGCUACAGCUACUUCUACAAGAAGUUCGCCUGCGAAAAGGAAAUGCUAAGAGAGCUUGAUCUAAAGGAGCAGUGCGGAUCCUCCACGACGAGCUCCCUGAGCUGGCCGCUACUUCUGCUCUGUGGACUCCUCACAUUGCUGCUGCGACACCGGGAUCCGUUUAAUGUAGACCAGGAUAUCAAUCUUAGAUUCAUAGGCCUGAGAUAAUAGAUACUACCAAUGUCAGCUACAAAGCCAGCAGGACCGGAUACGGAAAGUUGGACUAUGUGACAGUUUGAGCUGGAAUCGUUUACAUAUUCAGAACACAGUUCGAGGCAUCAUUAGAAAUCGAUCGGGCAGCCAAAACGCUGUAUCGUACAUGCAGCACAAAUAAAGGAAAUGCAGGUUAAAAUCAACCAUGCUAUGAAGUAUCCGUCAAUGUCUUUUGAGCUCAGUAGGCGUUGACGUAACGAAUGGAGUAGUUUUGCAUCGAUUCCUCGCGCCAUGUUGCAAGCCAUGAUGUCACCUCUUCAACAAGAAAUAGUGAAAAUAUCAACAGUAACUCUGAUCCCUUGACCUCUGUACAGACUGCCUCUAAUCAGUCUGUCCAAUCUUUGUCUUAUAUCGAUAGAGCACUCACCCUUGGGUGGGCUUGGCAACGGGCAUUAAUAGCAAGCCAAUCGUAUGGUACGAACCUUCACCGGCCCCGUUUUACUGCUGAAAUUUCUCGGUGCGCUGGCCGCGACUGGUUUUGUAGUACACUCUACUCCCUAGUCGUUGACAAUACAACUUGUAAUAAGAAUGAUUAGAAACCUAUUGAUAGUACGAUGUAUCGAGCCCGGUCAAAUGCGGCUGGUUUGACCUGAGUUAAUUUUUACUCUAUCUCUUGAUACCAAUAGUAAUUACAAUGAAGUGUACGCGUGUGCAUGUAAUACGAUGGGGCAAUCAAAGGAAAGAUAGAAAAGACUUUGUAUAUACGCAUGCAUAGACACACAAGUAACAACUAUAGACAAAUGCUAAUUCCUCGAAGAACAAUGGCAUUGAGGUUGAUAGGUCUGUCGUUUGUAUGCCUUCUUAUUGGAGGAAAUGUAACGAAUAACCGCACAUAAGGACAGGUUUACGCAGUCUUUGUGAACCUCUCUCAAACCUGUCGCAUCAGUAGGAGAUAGGUAAAAAUGGCUACUAAUCUUCGUAGCUAAAAUAGGACGAAGGUGAUGAUGUGUACGCAAAAAAAAAGUUUGAGAAUUUUGGCGACGCUAAACAUGAGAUAGCGCUCACUUCAGAGGGAAUACAAAGCACAUAUAUGUAAAAGACAACUUAUUAAAAUAAAAAUUAUUGAUGCUAGUUCAUAUAACACAAUCACUAUUACUAAGUUUCACGACUAAGGAGGACGCAUAGAUUAUCAAAAAGAACGAAGAAUAUCAAGUAAAAACGACACGCUGCUAAGCAUAAUUGACAGUGUAAACUCUAUUUUGUCUAGUAGGCAGAGAUGGUAGGCUUAAAGGAAAGAUGGGACGAUGCAAAAAUGAUUGAUCGGGAUUCGAACGAAGUCGUUCGAGUUCUUCCUGAUGCCAGCGAAACGCUUCGCAAAUGUUGUUUGUUCAUUGAAUAAUAAGUUCAUUAUUGAUGGUGUUUUUCUGCCCCGCUCAAUUGAGAUUAACUAGAUCUACCCUUCUAACGUAACGAGGCAUGAUUAUUAUUAUUAUUUUUUUCACCAUAACGAGCUGGUCGUUGAGGUAAAUAUUAUAGCCAACAGACGCGAAAUAAUUAAAUUGAUCAUAAAAUUACUAAUAUUAUUAAGAUCAAUUUCACAAUCGAAGGCAACAAUGAACGUGAUUUUGUAUACGUUUGAGAUAUAACAAGUAGAAAGGCAAGCACGUUAGAGAUUUUUGUGGGAUAAAUAUAGCCAGAAUAUAUGGACGCAGUGUAGACGGAUAGCAGAUAAAUCACUGUGACUGAAACAGUUGUCAGUACCAAUGGGUCAAGUGCAGGGGCUACGACAUAAGCCAUAAAAAUGCCUAAAAACUCAAUAAGUAGCAGUUAACAUAUAGCUAUAAUAGGAUAUUCGUACGAGAUUUAUUUAAGAGGAAGAGGAGGAGGAGGACCGCCACCGAGCUGGUAAAAGGCAGCACGACGAAACAUCAUAACGUCGAAAUGACGCCGAUAGCGUCAAUGAAGACAACGUUACGUGUAUCACGCCGGUGGCGUGAGCACGUAAAAGCCCCUGUGCAAUUUUGUAUAUAGAUGAAUAAUACGAGUACUGGUAGACUAACUAAUGAAGAAAAAUGGAACGAAACAAAGAAUAAAUUUACUGAUAGUACGACAUUUUUCACAGACAGAGACAAUUUUACAGAUAGAAAUCUUCACUUUACUUCGGACAGCCAAUCCCAACCAGGUAGUAAUUUCACCCUAAUAUACUCCCUAACAACGUGCAUAGGACCGCCUGCGAAGCCGAUCGCGAUAGAAGUUAGAACGGACGCUCGUUCGACGAGGUGACGAGGUUCUGAUAAAGCUUCAUGUAGAAACGAUUCUGUGAGGGAAUCCUAUACAGACAGGUAGCCAUAUAUCCAGGAGAACGACGAUAUAAUAGAAUAGUUAUUAUGCGAAGCUUGAUUAUGAAGUGGUUCGCCUUUUUUUUUUCAAGCGGAGAAAAAAGUUCCUUCAUUGAAAUGGUCACAACGUUUCUGACGCGGCCUUUUUGUGCUAUUUGCAGUUGCAUCAUAUCUAGCUUAUCUAUUUUUAAUGUACUGUUAUCACGAUGGCCGUGACUGUCAUUGAGCGUCUUCAUUGAAUAUUUGUAAGUGAUUAUCGGAAGCGACUGUUUUAUCGUCGAUGUCAAAAAACGAGUAUUCAUUUAGCAACAAACAAAAGUAAGUGAAGAUGUUCUUCUUUGCGUUGAAGCGACUCAGUUCCGUUGCUGCGCCAGUGGGGGUAAUGUGAAUUGUUCCCGUUUUACUGAAGUUCUCUGACUUCAGGCCAUUAUCAAACCAUAAGCAUAUAUACUGGGAAUAAAUAGCGAUUCAAUGCAUUACUGUAGCAGUGUAUAUCUAUCGACAUAAUUACACGGUAAACUAACUGUACAUUUGUGUGUUUCUGCAUCGAUUUUGAUAAGUCAAAUCUAUCUAACAAUAGAUUAAGUAACAAAUCGUUUCAAAUAGACUAAUGUUCUCAUUUUGUUUGAAAUUCUGUGUGUAAACUGGGUCGGCGUAUAUCGCCGUCGAUAUUAGUAAUCUAUUAGAUAUUUAUCAUCUAAGUAUAGCGGUUUUGCGUCCUCUAUCACUGUUUUUCUCAAUCGUUCCUGCGUAUAGGGUAGCGGAGAUACAUAUGUUUUUUUUUCUACUUCAAGUAGAGAAUAUUUAAUCGUAAACACGUAACACCGAACAGCUACGUCGAAAUACUGUCGAGAAGCUCUCGUAAUUUGUAGAAAGGACCUGGAUAGGGCUAACCGAGGCUGGUAGAAGUAGGCGGUCCUAUUUUCCUAGCAUAUGCCACAAUUCGCCCAUCCCUAUUUGCUCUUGACGGAAAGCAAAGUGUGUUAGUUGUAGAUGGCUCGGGAAAAGUGGACGAGAUGCCAAAUUGAUGUAGCUUUCAUCAGUUUUCCUUAUUGCUAGUCUAUUCCCGCCGGGACGGUGCCAGUAUUUUCGCACCCGAUAAUAUUGAAUGCUUUCUAAGCAAAUAGUGCUCGUGAAUUGAAUAGAUAAUGUUCAAAAUACUACUACAUUGGAAAUAAAUGGUCGUCCAAUGGAAAUUUUUUUUUUUUUGAGUAUAUAUAUCGAAUGGGUUUACCUUGCAUGCUUAGACUGCUGCUUCGUUUAAAAAAAAACCGCCGAUUGUUAUGCUCUAAAGUUGUUUGUCUCGUUUUUUUUUUUUGUUACAUAACGAACGAUUCUAAAUAGUGCGGUCCAAUCGGUUGGGACCUCCUGCUUCAUCCAAUCCAACUAAUAUUGACGUUGCUACAUUUCCAUCUGUCAAUCGAAGUCUGCAGAAUUGUUUAUAUCUGUCUAACAUUUAAUUGUGUGUCCUAUAGACAAACUGGACAAUGUACGAGUUUGAGAAAUUAACAUUAGUAAGCAACAAAUGGUAACAUUACGUGACAAGGACCAUAUAUACGAAAUAAUCUCAUUAAUCACGACGGUACCAACUUCGAUGAUGCUGAAUACAAUGGAAUGAUCGAUUCAAACGCGCUUAGGUCGGGCGAAGAAAUCGAAUUGAGAAACAUAAGCAGACAUAGAGGAAGGGAGAGAAAACUUAGAAAAAGACAAGAAGCAUAAUAACACAGGGGAUGUAGACUGACGCAAAGCUAACAAUGGAUUUUGCGCUAUCGUCCGUUGUUAUCUUACGAAGAUCAAAGCAAGGAAGAACUGAAAAAACGAAAGCAAGGACGAAAAUUUAGUAGCGAAUUUGUGAAGAAUUUGUUAAAUUUUUACCACAGUCAUGAUAACUAUUAUUAAUAAAUGUUCA